Molecule: messenger RNA, 2315 nt
Organism: Varanus komodoensis (Komodo dragon)
Lineage: Eukaryota; Metazoa; Chordata; Lepidosauria; Squamata; Varanidae
Gene: SLC5A1
Product: solute carrier family 5 member 1
Exons: 12
Coding region: 10-1620 (536 amino acids)
Biological process (GO): transmembrane transport; sodium ion transport
Cellular component (GO): plasma membrane
Molecular function (GO): D-glucose:sodium symporter activity
Source: RefSeq, a predicted model, not a curated record
GUGGUGACCAUGCCAGAGUACCUCCGGAAGCGGUUUGGCGGGAAGAGGAUUCAGGUCUACCUCUCAGUCCUGUCCCUGUGCCUUUACAUCUUCACCAAGAUCUCGGCAGAUAUAUUUUCUGGAGCCAUUUUUAUCCAGCUUGCCAUGGGGCUGAAUAUUUACGUGGCUAUAAUCCUGUUGCUUGUCAUCACGGCGCUUUACACCAUCACAGGAGGACUUGCGGCCGUCAUCUACACCGACACCUUGCAGACCUUCAUCAUGCUGCUGGGAUCGAUCAUUCUGGCCGUAUUCGCGUUCAAGGAAGUAGGGGGAUACGAAGAGCUGAUGGACAAAUACAUGAAAGCGAUCCCGUCGCUCGUCUCCAAUGGAAGUGUGGCCGUCCCCGAGCAGUGCUACAGCCCCCGCCCGGACGCCUUCCAGAUUUUCCGCGAUCCCAUCAGCGGCGACCUGCCCUGGCCGGGCCUCAUCUUCGGCUUGACCAUCCUGGCCUUGUGGUACUGGUGCACGGACCAGGUCAUCGUGCAGCGCUGCCUCUCGGGGAAGAACAUGUCGCACGUCAAGGCCGGCUGCAUCUUGUGCGGCUACCUGAAGCUGCUGCCCAUGUUCCUGAUGGUGAUGCCGGGCAUGAUCAGCCGGGUCCUGUACACAGACGACGUCGCCUGCGUUCUGCCCGAGGAGUGCAUGCGAGCGUGCGGGACGCCCGUGGGCUGCUCCAACAUCGCCUACCCAACGCUGGUGGUGAGGCUCAUGCCGGACGGGCUGCGAGGUCUGAUGCUCUCGGUGAUGCUGGCCUCCCUGAUGAGCUCGCUCACCUCCAUCUUCAAUAGUGCCAGCACCCUCUUCACGAUGGACAUCUACACCAAGAUCCGCACGAAAGCGAAGGAACGGGAGCUCAUGAUCAUUGGCAGGCUCUUCAUGCUGGUUCUCAUUGGUGUCAGUAUUGCCUGGGUUCCUAUAGUGCAGUCAGCCCAAAGUGGGCAGCUUUUUGACUACAUCCAGUCCAUCACCAGCUAUCUCGGCCCGCCCAUCGCAGCCGUCUUUUUCCUUGCCAUUUUCUGCAAGCGGGUCAAUGAACAAGGGGCCUUCUGGGGCCUGGUUGUCGGGCUGGCGGUUGGGCUCUCCCGGAUGAUAACGGAGUUCGCCUAUGGGACGGGCAGCUGUGUGAAGCCCAGCAACUGCCCGGAUAUCAUCUGCAAAGUUCACUACCUGUACUUUGCCAUCAUCCUAUUUACAGUCUGCGUCGUUACAAUUUUGUCCGUCUCAUUCCUGACUAAGCCCAUCGAUGAUGUGCACCUCUACCGCCUCUGCUGGACGCUGCGCAACAGCACAGAGGAGCGAGUCGAUCUGGAUGCUGGGGAGGCUGAGCUGCCGAAGGAAGAGGAGGAUGCUCUCAAGGUUUCUGUUGCAGCCCGUGAUGAGGAGGUGGGCUGUGGCAGGAAGGUCUACAACUGGUUCUGCGGCUUGGAUCAGGGGGGCCCCCGGCUGAGCAAGGAGGAAGAGGAGGCCAUGCAGCAGAAGCUGAGCGACACGACCGAGGACCCCUUCUGGAGGCGUGUGGUCAACAUGAACGCCAUCAUCUUGCUGGCCGUGGCUGUCUUCUGCCACGGCUUUUUCGCCUAGACCCUGCAGAGGCCCGCGAGGAGCUUUCCUUUCGUAGGUGAAGGUCUAUGUUGUGGAAACUGCCUCGCAAAGCUACGAUUUGUAUGUUAUGUCCUUAUUAGACUUGAAACCUGUGUGUGCCAAUUAAGCUGGUGGACAGUCCAAUCAAAUCAGUUCAUUGACAGGGCGACCAGGAAGCCCGCAGGCGAUCAGAAGGCGUGGUGUGCGGGGAGGCCCCUGCCCCAUCUGGCCUUGCCUCGCAUGGGCAGAGCCGGCUGGCUGCUGGUCGGGGCUUUGGAAUGCACUUCUUUAAUGUGUGGCUUGUAAAGAGGUGUUUUUUCUGCUGCUGACACUCUCCUGUCCCCAGAAUGUUUCUCAGAAGUGAUAUGAUUUGUGAAGUAGACUUGAUAAAUGUCUGUUCCUCUUUGAUAUAGUAUGAAUCAAUCUGGUUUUAUUCAUCUGAGGCAGAACCUUCCAGUUACUUUUGCCUCUUACACUGACAGUUUAGCAUCCAUUUUCUAGUCUAAAUUUUUUAUUGUUUUCAGUUGUCAAAUAGGAAUUGCAGGUGUCUGAAUUGUACUUUUAUUACCACUACAAUCUGAAUGAGCUUGAAACUAUUUGAAGGAUCAACACCUUUUCCUGGUACAGUCAUCUACAGCUGGCAUCAUAGAACCCUCUUUGUGCAAUGAAUUCACUGUAUCAUUGUGCAGAAAUAA